Dimorphilus gyrociliatus is the source of this 487-nucleotide messenger RNA. The record is from the annotation of a GenBank genome assembly. Lineage: Eukaryota; Metazoa; Annelida; Polychaeta; Dinophilidae.
GAUGCCCACAAAGAACCCUGAGCCACAAACUGAAAGUUUCCCUGAGCAAAAUGCAGAUACCACUGUUGCCGAAUGUCGGCCGAACCUGAAUUCUACUGUUCCAAGUGCAUCGGACAACAGCUUUUAUUAUAAUUGCGUAAAUGGACAAGGUUGGCGGCAAGUUUGUCCUCCAGGAACACAAUUUAAUCCUUCUCUGAGUUUGGAAAAUAGUAAGAGUGUAAUUUGUAGUAAAAUUCCUGAUGGAUCUGAAUUGGUUCAUGGAGAAUGGAGUCAAUGGACCAGCUGGAGUAAUUGCGCUGCUCCUUGCGGUAAUGGAGUUGAAGGAAGGGAACCAACUUGUAGCAGUCCACCACCAGCGAAUGGAGGUAAAAAUUGCAGGGGAAAGUCUCUGGAAGAAAGACCCUGCAAUAACGGUCCUUGCGCAGAGCUGGCCUUUAUGGUUUCGUUAAAACGUACUGUGAACGUUAAUCCGGGAGUAAUGAAUUGA